Messenger RNA from Benincasa hispida (wax gourd), 1504 nucleotides. RefSeq names its product SPX domain-containing protein 2-like. The record is from RefSeq and is a predicted model, not a curated record. Gene Ontology annotation, biological process: cellular response to phosphate starvation. Lineage: Eukaryota; Viridiplantae; Streptophyta; Magnoliopsida; Cucurbitales; Cucurbitaceae.
ACUCAAAUAGAGAGAAAAAUCCAAUACUAAAACCUCCUACUCACACUCCCCACCCACAGAAAGAACAGAAAACUCCAACUUUAAGCUUAAAAGAAAGGCAUUGGAAGGACUUUGAAUCAUCAAAGACUAUAAUUUCUCUUCAUUUUCACCUCUUUUUGUGUCUAUCUCUUUGUUCUUUUCUUCUCUUUUGUAGGUUUCUUUUUUCCCGUCUUAACUCUUGAAAUCAAUAUAUUGUUUGUUAUUUUUACCAAAGAAAAAGUCAUCCUUCAAGAUUCGGCAACCAUAAUAUGCUCUUGUUAAUUCCCCUUGUUUCCACCAUUCUUUUUUCUUCCUUUUCUCACUGACCAAAACAAACAUUUCAUAUCCCUUUCAUUUUCAACACACAAAGGGCAUAUUCUUAGAAUCCCCCAUUUUUCUCUAUGCAAUCAACUUUUUCUUCUUUUAUUUAUUUAUUCAAUUCUGAUUAUAAAUCUGUUUGAUUUCACUCUAUAAUUAUGUGAAUUUGAAACUUUUUACUGAACCAAUUAUGAAGUUUUGGAAGAUCCUUUGCAAUUUGAUUGAAUCUACUUUGCCAGAGUGGAGAGAUGAAUACAUUUCUUAUAAGGAAUUGAAGAAGGAAUUGAAAAUGAUGUACCCUGAUGAUGAAGAAGAUGGUGGAAGAAACCCUAAGCGCUUAAAGUUAGAUGGAGAAGCUUCCAUGGAAACCUUUCUCAAAUUGCUUGAGGAAGAAUUGGAUAAGUUCAAUCAAUUCUUUGAAGGCAAAGAAGAGUAUUAUGUUAUUAAGUGGAGGUUGUUGCAGGAGAAGGUCGCAAAGGUCGGAGAUUCGAAUGAAAUGCUGAUGAAAGUAGGGAGAGACAUUGUGGAUUUCCAUGGAGAGAUGGUUUUGUUAGAGAAUUAUAGUGCUUUGAAUUACACAGGACUGGCCAAGAUUCUAAAGAAGUACGACAAGCGAAGCGGCGAGCUCAUCCGCAUGCCAUUCAUCAAGAAGGUGUUACGCCAACCAUUCUACUCAACCGAAGUGCUCGACCAGCUAUUGAAAGAAUGUGAGAUUAUGCUUGAUCUUCUCUUCUUCAAGAAAGACAUGUCCUGUGCUGCUGCUCAAAUGGUUAAUGACGACGAAAGGGGUUGCUCCGAGGCGAAGACAACUGCGACGGACAGUAAAGAAAAGUUGCUGAACAUUCCCGACGAUCUCGCGGAGAUCGAAUACAUGGAGAGUAUGUACAUGAAGUUAACGUUAUCGGCCCUGAAUGUUCUGAAGGAGAUUAGGGGUGGAAGCUCAACAAUUGAUGUCUUCUCAUGGCUUUGAUCGACAUCAAAGGGAGAUGAAAAUAUGAGCCAUUUAUGCUUCACAAGUACUGCAAAAUUGAAUCCAAAUUGUCGUUUGUGAUAUACAGAAGUGAAAACUAUAUGUUGUUAUGCUUGUAAUCUACUUUUAAUUCAUUGUUCUCUUUACUAUAGUUUUGUUCCAAGUGAAUGAACUCCAUUUUCAUUAUGUGCAUGUAUA